This is a messenger RNA of Daphnia pulicaria, 3056 nucleotides long. RefSeq names its product protein phosphatase 1 regulatory subunit 3B-B-like (gene Gbs-70E). Bases 481 to 1680 code for a protein of 399 amino acids. The transcript is spliced from 2 exons. Gene Ontology annotation, molecular function: glycogen binding; protein phosphatase 1 binding. Gene Ontology annotation, biological process: regulation of glycogen biosynthetic process. The record is from RefSeq and is a predicted model, not a curated record. Gene Ontology annotation, cellular component: protein phosphatase type 1 complex. Lineage: Eukaryota; Metazoa; Arthropoda; Branchiopoda; Diplostraca; Daphniidae.
UUCGGGUCCCUCGACUGGUGGACUCGACAAUUGAAAAACGAGGAAGAAGUCUGGGAAGGGGGGAAAUGUCCACGCAUGUGAGACGCUCUCUGAUUGGUCGACUGGCUCGGUUCACGUGAUCUUCUCGUGUGACGUCACUGAACCUGAGGGCAGAGCCAAAACGAAACUUUUUUUUCGUGUGCUCUCAGUGUGUCAGUUCGUCUCCCGUCUUCGGGACGUGUUGGUCGUGUGUGUGUCGAAUUGCGUUAGUGUCUUGGUUGUCAAAAUUGAAAAUUUACAAAAAUCGGGACGCCAUUUUUUCGUGUGCGACACACAAAAUCACCGCGACAAAACACACACGGCAGACAUCAUCCCUCCCAACUUGUACUAGUCGACACCAGUGUGUUUGAAUGGUCAGGACAUUGUCCUUGCCCAGUUUUAAAACCCCAACAUUCAUGUGGAUAUCGACAGUUGCCAAAAGGACGUGGAAGACGGGAAGUUAUGCAAGUGGAUGCUAAAAUGUAUCUCGCUGCUAGUCCCCCACUUUUCGUCAGUCCGCUCAUGGGUCCGCUAGAUGUCAGCACUGGUCGCCGUCGCCAACCCUUUACGUCGUCUUAUCGCCUUCGCCAACCCGCCACCACCACCACCGUCGUCAGCUCGUUGAACGGAAUCAACAGUCUUGGUUUCGAUUUUAGCGCCAUGACGCUGUCGCCGGCAUUGAUGAGGAGCGCAGCUGCUGCCGGAUCCAUUGGCCGCCGCAACUCACCCCUCAUGUGCAGCCAAAUCCGCGGCGCUUCGGUGGUGGCCAACGCUCCACUCCGGUCCUGUCUGGUGGUCCGGACUGAUGCGGCGGAAUCACCAUCAUCACCACAGGAGGAUGCAGCCAUUUCGGAGCCAUCGUCGCCCGUCAGCGAAGAUGCGGCCGAACCGGCGUCGCCCACCAAGUUGAAGAAACGGGUCGUCUUUGCCGAUGCUAAGGGACUCUCGCUGACACAAGUCAAAAUGAUGACGGAACCCAGCGAUUGCCCGCCAAGAUGGACGGCCGAAUUUCUGGAGCAGGUGACGGGUGGUGCCUCGGCGGAAGUUGCAGCCGAUCGAUGGGAACUGACUUUUGCUCAGCCGGCCUGCGAUUACUUAGACUUCCGAUCCCGGCUGGACAAGCAGAAUAUCUCGUUGGAAAAUGUCCUAGUCCAGGAGGCGGACCAGCAACUGGUGGGCACCGUCAAAGUCAAGAAUCUGUCCUUUUCCAAGCAGGUGACGAUCCGAGUGACUUUCGAUAACUGGGCAACACAGACGGACGUGGAGGCUACGUUCGUGCCCAGUGGGCCCCAAGGUGCGACCUCGCUGGCGGCCAUCAACUUAUUCGACACCUUCUCAUUCAAAAUCUCGAUUCCGGUGGUGGUGCCUUCUAACCGUAUCCAGUUUUGCAUCCGCUUCAAGAGCGACGCGGGAGAAUUCUGGGACAACAACAUGGGCAAGAACUACGUGGUCAUCAAGCCCAUUAUCGAGUCCAUCAAGAUUAGCGGAACCAACCCGGCCCUCAGCUUGAACAACGCCGGGUUCAUUAACGGUCUGACGGCCAACUCGAGGCGGGCCGUUUCCGGCAAAUACUCGGACCUGAUGUCGCCCAAUUCAAAAAUCGACUACUGGGCCGAAUUCGCCAGCUGGAACCACUUAGUCAACGAUUCCCCCUAUUGGUGAAAUUUACAAAAAGAAAACAAUUGCCAAUACGGGGCUAUUUAAGUGUUUUAACAAUAGAAAAAGAAAAAAGAAAAACAAUUAAGUUUCACGAGUGUAUGUGUGUGGCCCGAGACCACGGAAAUUCACACUUAACUAGCCAAUGGUGUUCCCGGUCGAGGAUCCCCCAACGUACCUGAACUCUUCACUUGAAAAAAACAACAAAACAAAAACAGCUCUCUCAUCUUCUUCUCACCCCCGACACAUCUUCUUUCAUCACACACAAACACACACACACACAAUGAAGCAAGAGUGCAUAGUUUUCAACGACUUGGAGAGACCCUCUUCCUGCGCGGGAUUCCGUUAGCCUUAGCCUCUGAAUUACGAAAUGAAAAAGGGAAAACAAUUAUUCACGUUAUUCAAUUGUGUUAUGUUAUAUCCGUCGUGCCAAAAAAAAAAGUUAUUUUGUUUUUUUGGCUCAUGUAUGUAAGAGGAUGUCAGUGUGUGUGUAUAUGGCCAUUUUCAAGUUUUUCCGUCUCUCCCUACCGCCCCAUUUUUCGCUGAACCAUCACAAUGUCUGUGUGUAGGUGAGUGUAUAUUUCGUGCAGUUUGUGCUUGUUUUGGAAUCCCGAAAAUCUCUCAUCCCACCUGCCUGCUGCUCCUGCUGUUAGUGUGUGUCUCUCCUUGUUUAUACUUUUUUUUUUUUUUAAAUACUUGUGUCUUGUAGAUUUUGUUUUUUCGCCCCCCAAUUUUUUCUUUUGGAUGACGAUGAUUUCAUUUGGUGGUAGAUAAUGUUCAAUGAAUUUGUUUCGGAUUUCAUGGCAGAAAUGGUCUCCAAUUGUGUGUCAAAUAUGGGCUGUUUAUCUGCACAGGGCAAUACCAACUUUACAUAUACAUUCAUUAUAAAUAUUAAUUUACAUGCGUCAUCAUAGCAAUCAAUUUGAUGUUUUCAUCAUCACCUAUUUACAACCGUCCUCCCAUGCUCAUCUCUUACGCGUCUGAAUAUUGCGUGCUUGUGACCAUGUACGAGGCUAAAUCAACCAAUCGGGAUCAUUUGUCGUUUUAAAUCAGAAAAGAGAGCCUUAUAUUGACGAUGCUUUUUUCCGUGUACAGAAAUAAUCUUCCAGCGAAGUGAAGCUCUUCUAGCGAAUCAAUUUACGUCUAUUACGAUACAAGCCGAUCACUGGUGUAUUUGUGGAUUUUUUGGGGAGCCGACUCUAUUUUUGUACGUGUCACACAGUGCGCUAUCUAGUAUGGAUGGAGUAUAUAUUAUAUAUCGUUGUCAUGAUUCAUUUUGUGAUACAACAACAACAUGUUUUUCUCUCCUUUCCCCCCGGGUGGAUUGUUCUUGCACUUCGUUCAGCCCGCAAUAAUAAUAAAAAAAUAUACAGUUACACAUA